UUGAAAGGUGUGUACCGCGAACGACAAAUCACUAGACUCGCUAAGCUACGACGUAUUGGCGAAUUGCCACCGGUUUAUCCAAAUGGAUGGUACUGUAUUGCUGAGUCAGAUGAGCUGAAACCAAAAGCUGUUAGAGAAGUGACGAUAUUCGGUAAGUAUGAGAUGACCAUUAUAUUGAUCUCAGUAGCGGUGACUACUCUAUUUAUUUACCUUAUUUACUAUGCGCUCCGACCAUGUAAUCGUAUUCGGAAACUUGGUGAUCUGGGACUUCUUCUUGGUGAUCCGGAGUUGAAAGGUGUGUACCGCGAACGACAAAUCACUAGACUCGCUAAGCUACGACGUAUUGGCGAAUUGCCACCGGUUUAUCCAAAUGGAUGGUACUGUAUUGCUGAGUCAGAUGAGCUGAAACCAAAAGGCUGCCAAUUUCUGACGCUCAUAAGAUCUGAGAGUGGCCAAGUGCAUCUAAUCGACUCAUACUGUCCACAUCUGGGUGCCAAUUUCAACGUUGGUGGAAAGGUGGUUGACGAUAACUGUGUGCAAUGCCCCUUUCACGGAUGGGUGUUUUCCGGAGAAACAGGCAAAUGUACACGAAUACCGUAUGACAAUGGGACGAUUCCCGAACAAGCAAAGGUUGCUGUGUGGCCAGUCCUGGAAAGGAAUCAGCACAUCUAUGUAUGGUACCAUUGUGAUGGAAAUGAACCCGAAUGGGAUAUACCAGAAAUCGAUGAGAUAACGAACGGUGAAUGGACCUACGGUGGACGUACUGAACAUGAAAUCAUGUGCCAUUGUCAGGAAAUUCCCGAAAAUGGUGCCGAUAUAGCACAUCUGAACUAUUUGCACUUGACUGGACCAAACAGAGGAAACAACCUUUUCAACAUUGAUCUCGACAAUACUAAUCCGGUGAUUCGUCACAUUUGGGACGGUAAAUGGGCACCGCAAACUGGCGAGGACACUCACCUCUCAGUGAUGCAUCUCGACCAAUACAUGACCUUUGCUGGCUUCAAGAUUCCAUUAACAAGCAGUAGACUGAGAGCUGAACAGGUGAAUAUUGUAUUGCUGUUAGUCCGAACAGAGAGAGACGCCUGUUCUGCUUGA
Messenger RNA from Cooperia oncophora, 1095 nucleotides. Lineage: Eukaryota; Metazoa; Nematoda; Chromadorea; Rhabditida; Trichostrongylidae. The record is from the annotation of a GenBank genome assembly.